Phoenix dactylifera (date palm) is the source of this 2283-nucleotide messenger RNA. The record is from RefSeq and is a predicted model, not a curated record. NCBI's taxonomy places the organism in Eukaryota, Viridiplantae, Streptophyta, Magnoliopsida, Arecales, Arecaceae.
CCUGCCCACCAAAGACACCCAGAAGUGAACCCACUUGUCCACCAAAACUACCGCUCAUCUUCUCCGCCGACUCACGACUCAUGAGCUCCCAGAAUUCCCACACCCUGCCUUCUCCUUCCCCCGACCUUCCAAAGCCCUAAUUUCUUCCCCAAAGCUCUCUUAAUUUGUCGAAUUCCGGGAAGAAAUCGGCAAAAUCCUAGCUCCCAAUCAUGGCUUUCCCCUCCAAAGGCGACGCCUUUCUCCUUCUCCUCCUUGCUUUCACCCUCGUCUCCGCCCUUGGCGGCGAAGAAUCUCUCCUCGAUCGCCACGAGUCCCAGCUCCGCCGCCUCGAAACACUUGUCCAAUCCCUCUCCGCCACCGUCUCCCGCCUCGAAUCCUCCCUUUCCCACUGCACCCCACCGCGACUCGACGCCGCGGCGGCGGCGGCGGCGGAGGGCGGCGGCCGGCCGCCCGGGGUGUCGGUGACCAAGCACAAGCCGUCGUGGUCGGAGAGGUUCCAUUUCGCUGCCGCCGCCCGGCUGGAGUCCGACCCCACCGCCGUUGCCGCUCUCCCCUACCUGGACCUGGAGGGCGUCAGCAAGUACUUCGCCGUGGGGGACGCCCGGGGGCGGACCUACGUCUUCUCCUCCGCUGGCGAUGUCGUCAUGGAGCUCCCUCCGCCGCCAUCUGGCGACGCCGUCACCGCCAUGCUCUGCUACCUCUCCUCCCGGCGGAACGAGAGCUUCCUGUUCACCGGCCACGGUGACGGAUCCAUCGUCGCCCACCGGCUCUGGAAAUCGGCUGCCGAUGGGGACGGGUGGCUGACCCUCAACCUCGGCAGCUCCCGGCCGUUCGUCCGUGGAGGUCGGGAGAUGGACUCGCCGCCGAUGACAGGCCUCGAGGUCCACCAAAUUGGGCGAACAAGGUACAUACUUGCAUCAGAUACCGGCGGGAGGAUCAGGGUCUUCACUGAGACUGGUUCUCUCUACGGCACUGCCAUUGCCUCGAGCCGGCCACUUGCAUUUGUGAAGCAGAGGCUCCUCUUUCUCACUGAAACGGGUGCCGGAUCAUUGGAUUUGAGGUCGAUGACAGUGAGGGAGACUGAAUGCGAGGGAAUGAAUGGUUCCAUUGCCAAAAGUUACUCCUUUGACGUGUCCGAGAGGUCGAAAGCUUACGGCAUUACCGCCGGAGGUGACCUCGUUUAUGUCCUGCUAUUGGGGGACUCCUCCAAUCUCAAAUGCCGGGUCCGGGCUAUAAGGAAGUCAGAGAUCGAUCGGCCGGUCUCGAUACAAACCAUCAAAAGGUAUCUUCUUGUUGCAAGUGAGGAGAAGGUCUUUGUGUACAACACAUCUUCUCAGUAUCAUGGCAGGGUUGGAGCUCCUCGGCCUCUAUUCUUCACGGCGCUUCAAGAGAUCAAGUCUCUUUUCUUGAAUUCUCCUGCUGCUGCUGCUGCGAAUGGGUUGUCAUCCGGGAAGCCUUUGAUUGCUGCCGACCGCGAAAAGCUCGUGGUUUUGGGGCUCGGAGAUGGGUACAUCGGGAUAUACCGGUCUAAUUUCCCGGUGUUUAAGGUGGAGAGCAAUGCUGUUGUCUGGAGUGGUCCUGCUCUGGUGUUCCUCCUGUUUCUGAUAUUGAUAUGGCAGUUUUAUGUGAAGAAGAAGGACUCUUUGGUGUGGAUACCAGAGGAGUCAUUCGGCACGUCCUCGGCCUCAGCUUCAGGCAGUCUUCUGAUUCCUGGGACUGGUGACAGAGGGUAUGCGGAUCCUUCGAGGGAUGCUGGUCUUAGGGAGCUGAGAGGAGGCAUGCUUCGAGCUCCGGUGAGAAGGUAUGCGUCUCCUCCUCCUCGUUACACCGGAAGACCAGGGAUUUCUUUUAGGACAAGCUCAGGGGAUCCCAGUUACUGGGGUCAUGCAGACUUGAAAUAUAGAGGACAGAAUUUAGAGACUGCUGGGUUUCCCAAAAGAAGAGAACCCUUGUUUUCUAACAGUCAAAUUUCAGGUGAUCACAUUGAUUGAUAUUUACUUAAUAAACUAGAGUGCUUCCCUAAUUUUUGAACUCAGCAAAUUGAGCUUUCACCUGCUAAGGGUUGUAAAACCCUCAAGCAUUUUGUUGUAACACACGAGAGUUUUACAUGAAGAAAUUACACUGGCACAAAUAAGGAAUAAAUCAGAUACAGAUGAGUAGUUUAUUUUCCUCACUCACAUAAAGUGAUGGGUAACUUGUGUUUCCCCAGAUUGUGUAUUGCGUAACAUUUAUGAAUGGAAUACUUGAACAUUUGCAAGGCUACAAUUUCUGUUUUUGAUGUCC